GAGUAGGGCGGGACAUCCUCUGCGGAAGCCCCCUCGUUUGUGUGACGUCACGGAGAGGCGGGGCCUCUUUCAGCCUGGGCGGGGCUUCUGGCGGUAUCGUGGGGCUGGAUUCGCUUGUCUGAUUUUGGGGUCGCAUUGGCCAACGUUGCCGCACACCCCGGGGAGGGAGGAGGACGCUUUACUUGAAAGGCGGACUGAUUGAGGAAGAAGGGCGCAGUCAUCCUACGUGAACAUUCCAGAAGGAAAUCUCACAUUUCACUUUUCACCACCUCCCGGUUCAGGAAUAAAAACUGUGGAGACCUGGUCUCAUUCUGCCAAGUUUCUGGAUAAAUGGCGGGGCAGGAGAGUUUUGCAGGUUUUGGAAUAGCUCAACAAAAUCAUUAUUACUGGUACUGGCAAAGGGGGAAGCCAGUGUUCCAACCCUGCCAAGCUUACCACUCCGGCAACUGGUUUGAACAACAGCACAGCGGUUACUCCCUUUCUGUCUCCACCUGUGGCUGUGCAGCAGAUGGAAAUGGACUCGACCUUUCUGUGCGGGAGACCUCUGGACCCCCAGCUGAAACUCUGGUCCUGCCUAAGGAAAGCAGAGCUCUGGCAGAGAAGCAAGAUGAAGACCCACUAGAAGCUCUGGAUACUGAGAAGUCCCAAAUCAAGGUGCUAGCUGGUUCAGUGCCUGAUCCAAACCUUCAUGUGAAUAUUGAGGAAUUAAACAAGGAGUUUAUGAUGAAAAGUGAGGAACUCUACGACUCUCUCAUGAGUUGCCACUGGCAGCCUUUGGAUACGGUUCACUCUGAAAUCCCAGAUGAGCCCCUGGAGAAGCAUGAUGUUCAUUAAGCUACCCCACUGUUCUAUUGAUUGCCUCCUGUUUUGUUUUUGUUUUUGCAACAACAAAAAUUCUCCCAGGAAUGUACUGGAUGCUAUGUGUAAAUGCAGAUCUCCAGGUCUUGAUUGUGACUGACAUGAUAAAAUGUGAUGUAAAUAAACUUUACCAGCACAUCCA
This is a messenger RNA of Leptonychotes weddellii (Weddell seal), 1000 nucleotides long. NCBI's taxonomy places the organism in Eukaryota, Metazoa, Chordata, Mammalia, Carnivora, Phocidae. The record is from RefSeq and is a predicted model, not a curated record.